This is a messenger RNA of Ipomoea triloba (trilobed morning glory), 519 nucleotides long. Its product is annotated as dnaJ homolog subfamily C member 2-like. The transcript has 2 exons. Gene Ontology annotation, molecular function: DNA-binding transcription factor activity. Bases 1 to 519 code for a protein of 172 amino acids. The record is from RefSeq and is a predicted model, not a curated record. NCBI's taxonomy places the organism in Eukaryota, Viridiplantae, Streptophyta, Magnoliopsida, Solanales, Convolvulaceae.
AUGGCAUACCAAAGGGCGACAUGGACAUGGGAUGAAGAGAGGAUGUUUCAGAUUGCUCUAUCAACCUAUGUAGAAGGAACACGCAAUAGAUGGAAAAAGAUUGCAGAGUUAAUUCCUGUAAAAUCAGCCAAGGAUGUGGAAGAAUAUUAUCCUAUUUUGAAGGCCAAUAUAGAAGCCAUGGAAAAAAUUUCAAUGGCAUACCAAAGGGCGACAUGGACAUGGGAUGAAGAGAGGAUGUUUCAGAUUGCUCUAUCAACCUAUGUAGAAGGAACACGCAAUAGAUGGAAAAAGAUUGCAGAGUUAAUUCCUGUAAAAUCAGCCAAGGAUGUGGAAGAAUAUUAUCCUAUUUUGAAGGCCAAUAUAGAAGCCAUGGAAAGUAGCUUUACUCAGUUGCAAACCAACACAAAUAACAAUGCUUCGUCACAGAGUAGAGAAGAGAAUGAAGAAGUGGGCUCACUUUGGGAUUUGGAUGAAUUGGUUUCAUGCUCCCAAGUUUAUCAAGUUUUAAAUAAAAAAUAA